AUGCCACCUAGACCAGCCCUACACCCCCUACUCCCUACCGUACCCGGACCAGCACCUAGACCACCCUACACCCUACUCGCCUACACGUACCCUGGACCAGGCCACCUAGACCCAGCCCUACACCCCCUACUCCCCUACCGGACCCUGGACCAGCCACCUAGACCCACCCUACACCCCUACUCCCUACCGUACCCUGGACCCAGGCCACCUAACCCAGCCCUACCACCCCCUACUCCCUACCCCACACUAGACCCACCCGCUACACCCCCUACUCCCUACCCUACCCUGGACCAGGACCACCUAGACCCAGAACCUAUACCCCCUACUCCACUCACCCUGGACCCUACCCAGGCCACUAGACCCAGCCCUACACCCCCUACUCCCCUACCCUACCCUGACCAGCCACCUAGACCCAGCCCUACACCCCCUACUCCACUACCGUACCCUGGACCAGGCCACCUAGACCCAGCCCUACACCCCCUACUCCCCUACCUACCCUGGACCAGGCCACCUAGACCCAGCCCUACACCCCCUACUCCACCUACCGUACCCUGGACCAGCCACCUAGACCCAGCCCUACACCCCCUACUCCCCUACCGUACCUGGACCAGGCCACCUAGACCCAGCCCUACACCCCCUACUCCACUACCGUACCCUGGACCAGCACCUAGACCCAGCCCUACACCCCUACUCCCCUACCGUACCCCUGGACAGGCCACCUGGACCAAGCGCCUACACCCCCACUCCCUACCCUACCCUGACCAGGCCUACCUAGACCCAGCCUACACCCCCUACUCCCCUACCGUACCCUGGACCAGGCCACCUAGACCCAGCCCUACCACCCCCUACUCCCCUACCCUACCCUGA
Molecule: messenger RNA, 867 nt
Organism: Salvelinus sp. IW2-2015
Lineage: Eukaryota; Metazoa; Chordata; Actinopteri; Salmoniformes; Salmonidae
Source: RefSeq, a predicted model, not a curated record